UGUGACUCAAGAAACCAGAGAUGAUUAGAAUCACUUCUCCAAGAAGUGUAUUGGAUAUAGUUUGACCAGUAGUAUUGUAGGUUACAAUCAAAGGACAGUUCAAGGAGAUGAAACCAUUCAGUCAUAGACUAAACUGAAAAAUUAUAUGAAGGUCUCCAGAGUUAUUUGUGGGAGAGGAGCCACAAGAGUACUAAUGGUCUGGUUCAGAGUUCGGGACCUGUGAGGUUGGCAAUCAAGUGAGGGAAGAAUCCUGGGAGGGAGGGAGAGUAGAUGUUUUAAAAAUCUGUGUAAAAGAUGAGCACACUGAAGAUGUGCAUACAUGGAAUAAAGUAGAGAUUCUGAGGUGGCACAAAAAGAAGGUGAAUAUUUCAUGCUUCUUUAUGCUUUCAUUCCAGUGGAACAUCUUCUGUCAUGGUCUUGGGAAACCACAGCACCACCACAGAAUUCAUCCUCCUUGGGCUAUCUGCUGACCCUCACACCCAAAUUCUCCUCUUUGCAUUUUUCCUGGAAAUUUACCUCCUAACCAUCAUGGGGAACCUGAUGAUGAUGAUGGCGAUUAUGACUGAUUCCCAUCUCCACACCCCCAUGUACUUCUUCUUGAGUCACCUCUCCUUCCUGGAUCUUUGUUUAACUUCAGUCACUGUGCCCAAGAUGCUGGAGAAUCUCCUGUCUCAGAAGAAAUCAGUAUCCGUAGAAAGCUGCCUCGCUCAGGCAUUUUUUGUGUUUUCCAUCGCAGGGACUGAAACUUUUGUGCUCUCUGCCAUGGCCUAUGACCGCUAUACUGCCAUCUGCAACCCCCUGCUCUAUGACCAGGUGAUGAGUAAACAGUUGUGUGGGGGUCUGGUAUGGGUCUCAUGGGGACUGGGCUUUCUGGAUGCUCUCAUUAACACCCUCAUGGCUUGCAAUUUGGACUUCUGUGAGGCUCAUGUCAUGCCUCACUUCAGCUGUGAACUGCCAUCUCUAUUCUCUCUGUCUUGCUCUGAUAUCUCCACCAACUUUGCAGUCCUGGUGUGCUCUGCCAUCAUUCAUGCCUCUGGAACCUUACUCCUGGUCUUCUUCUCUUACACCCGUAUUAUCUCCACCAUCCUGAGCAUCACCUCCACCUCAGGCAGAAGCAAGGCCUUCUCCACCUGCUCCUCCCACCUCACUGCAGUGAGUUUCUUCUAUGGAUCUGCUUUUCUUCGCUAUCUCAUGCCAACCUUAAGUUCCCCACUGGAGUUAAUUUUUUCCAUACAGUACAGUGUGGUCACUCCUCUAGUGAAUCCCCUUGUCUACAGCUUGAAGAACAAGGAAGUAAAAGCAGCUCUGAAAAGAAUGUUGCAAAAAGGUUUACAACAGUUCAGAGAGCAGAGAAUAGGUAGAUUUGAAGGCUGAAACAGAAAAGGUACCAGAUGAGCCUGAAGCAUCUCGUAGCAACAGAAAGGAAGCACUCAACAACAACAACAACAACAACAACAACAAAACCCACAGUGAUAAAGGUAUGUUAAAGGGACACAGGAACCCAAUGAAAGAGACCCGGGUGACUAAGGAUGGGACAAUUUGAGCAACAAAAGAAACAACAUAACUUUAGAUUAUAACCAAAAGCAUA
Messenger RNA from Acinonyx jubatus (cheetah), 1588 nucleotides. RefSeq names its product olfactory receptor 8S1-like. Bases 412 to 1374 code for a protein of 320 amino acids. Gene Ontology annotation, biological process: G protein-coupled receptor signaling pathway. The transcript has a single exon. NCBI's taxonomy places the organism in Eukaryota, Metazoa, Chordata, Mammalia, Carnivora, Felidae. Gene Ontology annotation, molecular function: olfactory receptor activity; G protein-coupled receptor activity. Gene Ontology annotation, cellular component: membrane. The record is from RefSeq and is a predicted model, not a curated record.